AUGUCAUCCUACCCCGCUACAUCUGCGACAUCCUCCAAAACCAAAGAAGAACGCGACCGCGAGGUAGCUCUAUAUCAUGCGAAUCUGAUCCAGCAGCGCAAAGACAUCGAGUUGGAGAUCCUGCUCUCUACCGAAACCCUGAUCGAUUAUCCUCUUGCGCGUUCUCCUUAUGAUGCCUCGAAUCCAUCUCCUGCAGACGCAAAGACUUUCAAGGAGCUUCUUCGUCCAUUCCAACCUAGCGAUUACGAUGCUCUUAUCGUCGAGCGAAACAUAAAUGAGCACUGCGGUUAUGCGCUAUGUCCGAAUCCGCGGGUGAAAGAAGAGGGAGGUGGCAGAUUUCGCAUACUAGGCAUGAAUGGCAAGGCGAAAGAUUUCAAGGUAGUAGAGAAGGAAGAGCUUGAGAAAUGGUGUUCGCCAGCAUGUGCAAAGAGGGCACUGUAUGUGAGGGUUCAACUCAGUGAGACUGUUGCUUGGGAAAGAGGGGCCAUGGAGAAUGCGGCCAACAUCGAUCUUCUGGAUGAGCCGAAAUCCGAAGAUGGUUCUCUUGCAGAACGUAUGGAGAAAAUGGAUAUAGAGACAGAUAAUGCUGCGGGCAAGAAGGAUGCUGCGAACCUAGCUCUGGAAAGGGGUGAUAAGACCAUGGCUGCCAGGAAUGCUUUGGUCAAUAUCAACAUCCAGGAGAAGGAUGUCUCAAAAGUACCACAAGCGCCGUCUUUAGAUGAUAAAGAUCUGAGUGGGAGGCUUGAUAGCAUGCAUCUUACAUUGGAAGGCCAUACAAGUACCUUCGGCAGUCGAAGGGAAAGACGGCAUAACGAGGAAUUGGAUGGAGCCAACAUCGAUGAUGGUGAGGAGGAUAGUGAGGAAGAUACGGAUUGGCAGCUUUGA
Messenger RNA from Mollisia scopiformis, 885 nucleotides. RefSeq lists its product as uncharacterized. The record is from RefSeq and is a predicted model, not a curated record. Lineage: Eukaryota; Fungi; Ascomycota; Leotiomycetes; Helotiales; Mollisiaceae. Gene Ontology annotation, cellular component: nucleus; cytoplasm. The transcript has a single exon. Bases 1 to 885 code for a protein of 294 amino acids. Gene Ontology annotation, molecular function: RNA polymerase II CTD heptapeptide repeat phosphatase activity; RNA polymerase core enzyme binding.